Morchella importuna is the source of this 1635-nucleotide messenger RNA. RefSeq lists its product as uncharacterized. The transcript is spliced from 9 exons. NCBI's taxonomy places the organism in Eukaryota, Fungi, Ascomycota, Pezizomycetes, Pezizales, Morchellaceae. Gene Ontology annotation, molecular function: 1-acylglycerol-3-phosphate O-acyltransferase activity; 1-acylglycerophosphocholine O-acyltransferase activity. Gene Ontology annotation, biological process: lipid modification; glycerophospholipid biosynthetic process. The coding region runs from base 1 to 1635 and encodes 544 amino acids. The record is from RefSeq and is a predicted model, not a curated record. Gene Ontology annotation, cellular component: membrane; endoplasmic reticulum.
AUGAUACCUUUCAUAGACUAUCCAUUCGUUUGGCUUCAGGAUACCAUAGGUGUGCCGAAAGAUGAACUCAAACUUAUAUUCACAAUUCUACUUUCCUACCCGCUCGCGGGCGUCUUAAAAAGGCUUCCGGACACAGAACCUGCGAAAAAAAACCUAUUCAUGAUAGGAGUGUCGUUAUUCUACCUAAUCGGUGUAUUCUCUCUUUGGUCCGGAAUCAGAACGCUUUUGAUCGCUUCUUCUGGCGCGUACUGUAUUGCAGCAUUCGUGCAGGGCCCGUAUAUGCCAUGGGUCUCUUUCGUAUUUCUGAUGGGCCAUAUGCUAGUGGGGCAUAUACACCGGGAGAUGUACCCCCAACCUGGGGUGGUGGAUGUUACGGGCGCGCAGAUGGUGCUAGUGAUGAAGUUGACGGCAUUUUGUUGGUCUGUGCAUGACGGACGGCUGCCAAAAGCAGAGCUUUCUGAAUUUCAACAGGAUCGCGCGCUACCGGAGAUGCCGAGUCUGCUUGACUACGCCGGAUAUGUGUUGUUCUUCCCUUCUCUAUUCGCGGGUCCAGCCUUCGACUUCGCCGAAUAUCGCAGAUGGAUCGACUGCAGCAUGUUUGACGUCAUAAUUCCAGAUACCAAAAGGGGCGGAACAAAGAGGAAAAGAAAGAUUCCCAGUAGUUCUAUUCCUGCGACAAUAAAGGCGGUGAAGGGACUCGCAUGGAUUUUCCUGUUCUUAAAGUUCUCGAGUUGGUAUACAACAGAGUUUGCUCUCAGCGAUCAAUUCCUGGAAUAUGGUAUUUUCAAAAGAAUAUGGUACAUCUACCUUCUUAGCUUCACUGCACGUCUAAAGUACUAUGGUGCUUGGUACCUCACCGAAGGUGCUUGUAUCCUCUCAGGUCUCGGAUACAAUGGUCUUGACGAGAAAAAACAGCCACGCUGGGAUAGAUUGACCAACGUUGGGCCGCUUGCGCUUGAGACCGCCCAAAACACCCGUGCGUAUCUGGAAAACUGGAACAUGAACACAAAUAAAUGGCUCAAGAACUAUGUCUACCUGAGAGUCACACCAAAGGGCAAGAAACCAGGUUUCAGGAGCUCUAUGGCCACUUUCGGGACUUCUGCUAUUUGGCAUGGAAUCUCGCCUGGGUACUACUUGACGUUCAUUACUGCGUCAUUUGUACAAACCGUUGCAAAAUACUUCCGCCGGCAUGUAAGACCAUUUUUCAUGACUGCUGAUCAAAAGUCAGAUGGUCCAUACAAGAAGAUCUACGAUGUGUUUGGUCUUCUAGUGACGCAAUUCUCAUUUGCGUACAUUGUUGCCCCUUUCAUCAUCCUUGACUUUAAGGAUUCGUUGAAAUUGUGGUCUAGAGCAUACUUCUUUGUUCACAUUGGCAUCUUCGUCUCUCUUGGGUUCUUUAACUCUCCCGGCAAGCAAUGGCUUCAACAGCGUCUAAAGAAUAAAGUUGGCCGAGCUGCAGCCCGCGAGCUCCACAAAUCUGCAUCUUCGGAGAACUUUCAAUCAGGCUCUCUGGGAGUCCCAGAUGAUCCGAUCAGGGAAAUUGAGGAUAUUCAGAUGGAGUUGCAGGCGAAGAAAGAAGAGAUUCUCAAGAGGAGAGCGACCGACAGGAUGAACAAGGCGAAGAAGCAGAAGUAG